This is a messenger RNA of Verruconis gallopava, 2434 nucleotides long. RefSeq lists its product as uncharacterized. Lineage: Eukaryota; Fungi; Ascomycota; Dothideomycetes; Venturiales; Sympoventuriaceae. The coding region runs from base 517 to 1965 and encodes 482 amino acids. The record is from RefSeq and is a predicted model, not a curated record. The transcript is spliced from 2 exons.
UGCCAUGCUUCUUGGCGCCGUCCGGCCUGCAUCAUCGUUGGCAUACAAUUAUUCCAUCAAAAGCUCCUAUUGCACCGUCCCAGGGUCAGACGUCCAUCGCUUGUGAGCAUUUUCGCUCUCUCGGACGGCCUUACCUGGAUUUUAGUCGACUUUUGUCGCAUGCAGAAAACGUGCUGCCCUCCGACCUGGGUCUUUUGGUGCAUUCUGGCUGGCCUUUAGUCAUAACCGACCAGGUGACCGCUCCAUAGAAACCCAUCAAAGUUUUCGACGUACUCCAGUCAUUCGCUUCCAGUACUGUCCCUCCCGUUGCUAGCCUUCUUUCGUCAUAUAUAAACAAUCUUUCGCCACUCGUUUCGUCUAACUUCGACGUGCCGAAAGGAAAAAAAAAAAACAUAAAAUUCUGUCGUCUCUGGCCAAGUUGUUCGUUGCCGUAUAACUACCACGUUCCUGUCUGAGAGACCAAUCAUCCGCACAAAAAGAAGUACUUCACACUUAGUUUCUUGCUGUCAUCAUAGCAUGCACCUGAACGAGUUUCCAACUGAAAUCCUUGCCAGUAUCCUCAAGUACGCCGCUGAAUUCAAUGAGAGGGAAGGUGUGACUUUCACCUUCGGCUUAAGCCAGCCGUUGCUACGCGACCAGAAGAAGGUUCAGCGAUACGUACGAGGGCCAGUUCCGCCUCCACUUCUGAAAUGGGACUCGACGGCCUCCAUUAGACAAGUCUGCAGACGAUGGCACGACUGGGGCCUCGGCUAUGUUUUCAGAGACAUCUACGUCCGCCGCUGGCGCGGAGGCGAGCGAUGGUGUGAUCUAUCGCUCCAGCGUGACAAGUACAGCCUAUAUGAGAUGAUCGACAAUCCGCGCGGUGAACGUGUGUAUCGCAAUCCAUACCAAACGCUCACCCGAACGCGAGACUUCUUCGCGGAGCUUCCUCAGUUCGCCGUCAACGUCCGCCGACUUUGGUUCGAUGGACUGUACGUGCCAGAGACCGAUGCCCAGAUCAUCGAAAUCUUGCACAGUUGCAGGAACUUGACCACCGUCACUCUGCCAUGGACGUUACUUCGCAAUGCGUCGCCACGCGACUGGGCUGAACUUCUCGGUGUUCGGCAAGCAGCACCGCUGCACACGCUCGAGCUGCACGCCAUCGACCUGCCAGAGAAACAGGCGCAAGAAGUGCUGAGCGUAACCGACCAGCGACCACUGGAUUCACGAAUGGUCGACUUCUCACAGCUCCGACGUCUCAAGCUCUUCGGUGACACGAAGACUCGACCUAUCAACGACGAUGACCUGAAGGCCAUCGCUCGCACCGCCACCUCGUUGGAGGACUUCCAGAUCACUUGCAUGUCCACGGUUACCUUGGAUGGCGUCAUGGCGAUCGUGAAGGCGUCGCGCAACACUCUCCGGGUUCUCGAGCAUUCGCCUCGAGCGCAAGAUGGGUUCAGCCACCCGCACCCGGGCGUCUACUCCGAGAACGAGCACAUCUGCGACAUCUUGACGAGCUGCCCGAAGUUGCAGGACUUGUCGAUCUCGCUGCCAUCGAUGUGCGCUAGUCUGUUCUCGAACACACGGGUGCUGUGGAAGGGAGAUUGCCAAGUGCGCGCUUUGCAUCUCUGCGGACACGAGGAAGGCUCGACGAGCAAUGCGGCCAUUGUGGCCAUGAAGGAUCUGUUGAGGCAGGCGCGCCGUCUCAUCACCUGCCGUGCAAACGCCUAUUUCCCUGAGCAGCUCACCAUCGAACUUUUCUUUGGUGACUACAUCUUCGACCCGCACAUCGAGAGCGUCCACGGCGACUUCUCCAUGGCUGAGCUCAUCUCGCAGGGCACAUGGCCAUCUCGAAAGAUGCUUUCACGCAAGGGCCCUUACGGUACCACGGGUCUCUAUGGGAAGAAAGACGAGGAGCACCCCUUCGACCGGGUUUCUGAAGACGACUUCUUCAGCGGUGUCGGCCGAACCCUUGUUCAGCUAUGAUUACGCCUAACUCUCCAUUUAUGAUUUUUCCCUCAAACUAUUUUUUCCUGGCUCACGCUCCUCUCGGGCUCGUCAAUUGCUUUUCGAUGUCAUUAGCGCUGGAGUUGGGACUUUACGAAUCGGGAAAGUGGCUGGGUGGGCCAAACUCCAGCAACAGCAUUUGCGUGAGCGGCAAUUUUCUUUCUUCUCUUGGGCUGGUCUCAAAAAGCCAUUGCAAAAACAGGCGUCGAUGGAGGACACGAGCAUGUCGACGAACGUCGACUAUUCAUUUUUGUUGAAGCGCAUCAACGAGACAUUACGACCGUAAAAAAAAAGUUAUUGUACAACUAGUUUUAGGAAAUAUCAAAGCUGCAUGUCACGAGCCCAUUCGAGUUUGUGUGUUGCAGAAGAGUAGUGAGGUGCCCUCGUUCAGUGCGUAUCGGCCCAAGAUAAUCAUCCGAAGUAUCCGGCCUACGUAAGCAAGAAGAAC